This is a messenger RNA of Rhododendron vialii, 1728 nucleotides long. RefSeq names its product F-box/kelch-repeat protein At3g61590-like. Lineage: Eukaryota; Viridiplantae; Streptophyta; Magnoliopsida; Ericales; Ericaceae. Bases 233 to 1405 code for a protein of 390 amino acids. The transcript has a single exon. Gene Ontology annotation, molecular function: protein binding. The record is from RefSeq and is a predicted model, not a curated record.
AUUUUCAUUUAUGUAUCUUGUCCUAUCGGCUCUUCCAAGAGCCAUCUUAGUUGUACCCUACAAAACAACAAAAAAAUGUACAAAAAGACAGCCAUAAAGAUCUGACUUUACCCAUGUGGAUCUGAUUGUAUAUAUUUCAGUGGGUCACACAUCCCUAUGCAAAUUAUUCCCCUCCAAUAAUUCACUUUCAAUAGUUAAUUCUUACAGCCAACCCAACAUUUUCAAGAUCCGUAUGUGUAUAAAGUCCCAUUGCAACUUAUUAUUGCAAGAACCUUUCACCACAAUUCCCAGCAUGUGGAGCAACCUCCCCUUCGACCUCCUUUCCACCAUCUUCUCCUUCCUUCCCCCGGACUCCUUGGUACACGCUAGGUCAGCUUGUUCGCACUGGAACAAAUGUGCCAUGUCGGCUUACGCGGCUCCGCCGGAUUAUUCGUGCCGCCACGCACCGUGGUUCUUCGCCUUCCCCACGCGCCACCGUGGGCACCUUUGCUACGCCCACAACCCGAUUACCGACAAUUGGCACGUCCUGUCCCUCGACUUUGUUCCCCAUCCAAUCCGUCCAAUCGCUUCGGUUUGUGGGCUUAUACUCUUUAGGCAGACAAGCACCACAUCCCUCCGAUUAUCCGUAUGCAAUCCAUUCACUAAGCAAUUCAAGCCCCUGCCAUUGCUAAACAUCACUCGUACUAAUCCAGCAGUGGGCCUAAUAGAGGUAGGACCAAGCCCACAAGUUGCAAUCCCUCAAUUCAGGGUCUACAUCGCUGGAGGCAUGUCCGAGGCGCCACGUGGCUCCUCAUACGAGACCACAUUGGAAAUGUACGAUUCACAGAUGGACGCGUGGCAGAUUAUCGGGCCAAUGCCGGUGGAGUUUGCUGUGAGGUUGACAGUUUGGACCCCCAAUGAGAGCGUGCACUCGAACGGGAUCAUAUAUUGGAUGACCUCAGCCCGUGCCUAUAGUGUUAUGGGCUUCGAGAUCGGCACCAACACGUGGAGAGAAUUAAGCGUGCCGAUGGCGGACCGGCUCGAGUUUGCCGCGUUGGUUUGGCGAAACGAGAAGCUGACACUUGUCGGAGGCACGUGCGUUGAAGAUGCAUUUGUGUGGGAGCUAAGUGGUGAUGAUACUUGGAGUUUGAUUGGCAAGGUGCCUGCUGAGUUGGGGAGGAGAUUUUUAGGGCUUAAGGUGGGGUGGGGUGGUACUAAAUGUGUGGGGAUUGAUGGGGCAGUGUGCUUGUACAAGGACCUUGGGUCUGGAAUGGUGGUUUGGAGAGAAGAUGUGGAGAAAGGUAGGUGGGAAUGGAUUUGGGUUGAUGGGUGCUGCUCCAUGAGAGGAAAACAAGUUCAGAAUUUCCCCAUCAAAGGAGUGGUUCUUCACCCAAACCUUGGUGCUUCUUGUUUGGGGCUUAGGUGACAAAAUCAAGGGCUCGGAACGUCAAACAAGAACAUUAGGUAUCCUGUUUCUCGUCAAGAGAGAUUCGUUUUAACUGCAAGUGGUGAGGAAGGUGAGAGCAACAGCGAAAGGCGAUAGAUCCGGAACCGGAAUUUUAGCAUCUGUAGAUGCAGGAAUGUCUCAAGGAAACAAGAGGCUUUGGUAGAAGUGGUGGUAGUAGACAGAAAGCAUUGUCUUUCUUGAGUUCAAUACUUCAAUGAAAGAAUGAAGCUUGUUCAUUAUACGUACCACCGAAAGAGAAUAAAAUUACAACCAUUAUGAAUGCAGAAGGAAUUUGUCUGUAA